Messenger RNA from Hirsutella rhossiliensis, 987 nucleotides. RefSeq names its product plasmid pRiA4b ORF-3-like protein. NCBI's taxonomy places the organism in Eukaryota, Fungi, Ascomycota, Sordariomycetes, Hypocreales, Ophiocordycipitaceae. Bases 1 to 987 code for a protein of 328 amino acids. The record is from RefSeq and is a predicted model, not a curated record. The transcript has 3 exons.
AUGGACAAGUGCGGCAACGCCGGCUGCACAAAGUCGUCCCCCUCUUCCCUAGACACUGAUUCCCUCCAGCGGUGCUCUAGAUGCCGAACGGCGGCAUACUGCUCGCGCGACUGUCAGUCGGCGGCCUGGCCAUCUCACAAGGAGGCCUGUUUUCGACCUAACUACAUCAUCAAGUUUCACCUGGGCCCGGAGCACAUUACAAACCCGCCGGUAACGCGCACCUUGUCAUGCCCAGCGCACGCCGUCUUCUACAUGCUUCACCUGGCGCUGCAAACAGCGUUUGGGUGGGCGACCACCCAUUCGUUCGACUUCGCAGUCCUGGAUCCAGAUUACCGUGAGCCCGCCGACGUGAAUGAAUUCAUGAGAAGACGCAUGGCCAUAGGUCCGUCAGGCGAUCAACUUUCGGCUUCCGAGCCGAGGGAGUAUCUCUUCCGCGUUGUCGACCCGGUCGAACAGACCAUGUUUUCCGGCAUCGAUCGCAUGCACGAGUCGACGAGGCGUCACCCCAACACACCAGAGAAGAAAGCCGACAAGUACAAGUUGUUCCAGCUAUUGGACGAUGCACAGCUUCAAAAUCGCCAGAUUGUCUACACCUACGACUUCGGUGACAACUGGGAGCAUUAUUUUACAGUCCUGGGACGUGCCGAUUCCACCGCCAACUUUAUCUGCCUUGAUGGCUCCGGACACUACGUAGCGGAAGACUCACGCGGUGUAAAUGGCUGGGAGGAUCUCAAAGCGGCAUACCGAGCCCAGAACCCAACCAAGGAGCAGAGGGAGCGGCGGCAGUGGUUCGAGAGGCAGGCCAGUAAUCCUGAUCCAAGAGGGCUGGCAGGGGAUCGCGUGAAUGCAUGGGAUCGAGACAAGAUCAACCGGGACCUCGAGACGGACACCAUGUUCAACCGCUUUCAAGACAAUGCCUCCAUGGCGAAGAUGUUCGAACGAUUCAUGCAGUCGAGCAUGGCUCCUCUUGAAGCAUCGAGCAAGUAG